Messenger RNA from Cavenderia fasciculata, 1017 nucleotides. RefSeq lists its product as uncharacterized. The record is from RefSeq and is a predicted model, not a curated record. Lineage: Eukaryota; Evosea; Eumycetozoa; Acytosteliales; Cavenderiaceae. Bases 1 to 1017 code for a protein of 338 amino acids. The transcript has 3 exons.
AUGUUUAUAAUAGUAUUAAUAUCAUUGAUUUUAAAUAUUAUUUUAAUAAAUGCAGUAACAUUUGAUCCAAACUAUCAUCUUGGGUUGGUGAAUAAUGUAAGAGCUCAAAAUGGUAAAAACCCACUCGUCCUUAGUCCAUGUCUUCAACUUGCUGCUCAAUACCAUUCAAACUAUCAAAAAUCAAUCACUACAAUGACCCAUGAUUCGCCACUAGGUGGUUUAUUUGCAAGAAUGCAAGCAUUUGGUGCUGCAUCAAUGUCUUCUGCUGCAGAGAAUGUAGCAUCUGGUUAUUCAAGUGAUGAUGCAGUAGUUGCAGGAUGGGUUGCAUCAUCGGGUCAUUUUGCCAAUAUUAUUGGAAACUAUCAAUAUUUUGGAGUUGGUAUGGCAACUACUUCGUCUGGUACACCUUAUUGGACUCAACAGUUUGCAAACUAUCAAACUUGUAACCCAACUUCACCAACUACUACUACUUCAAAUCCAAGCACAACUACUACAACAACUGUUCCAUCAACUACUUCUACUACUGGAUCUCAAUCAACAACUACUACAGGUACACCAACCACUAGUAGUACAACUGCUACAACCACUAGUCCAUCGACAACAACAACCACAGGAACUCCAAGUGGACCAAACCUUUCAGUAGUAUCUCAACAUCUAUCACUAAUCAAUGCAUUUAGAGCACAAAAUGGUAAAGCUCCUUUGACUCUAUGUUCAAAACUAGUUCAAGCUUCAUUAUCACACUCACAAUACCAAGCUUCUAUUAGUAGUAUGACAAAUGCAAAUCCAGCAGGUGGGAUCAUUGCCAGAAUGAAAGCUGCCGGUGUAGUUUCAGUAUCAUCUGCUUCUCAAAAUGUUGCAGCAGGAUAUAAUACAGAUGCAUCAGCAGUAACAGGUCUAACAGCAUCCAGUACAAAGAAUAAUAUUCUUGGUAACUAUCAAUACUUUGGAGUUGCAAUGGUUAAAUCCUCUGCAAAUUAUCCAUAUUGGACACAAAUGUUUAUGAGUGGAUCUUGUUAG